Larimichthys crocea (large yellow croaker) is the source of this 5650-nucleotide messenger RNA. RefSeq names its product palmdelphin b (gene palmdb). Gene Ontology annotation, biological process: regulation of cell shape. Lineage: Eukaryota; Metazoa; Chordata; Actinopteri; Sciaenidae. The record is from RefSeq and is a predicted model, not a curated record. Bases 183 to 3047 code for a protein of 954 amino acids. Gene Ontology annotation, cellular component: membrane; cytoplasm. The transcript is spliced from 8 exons.
AGAGGGAGGGAGAGAGGGAGGGAGUCUUCCCAGUCAGUCUGAAUCUCUCUCAGCCUACACAAUCUCCCGACACAACCUCGGGCUCAGUAAUGUUGGAUACACUGUGAAAGUGAGCUCUACCUUCCACACACGCUCUGCUAUCAGCUGCUUAAGGACACACACACAGCACACACCCGGCCAUUAUGGAGGAGGCUGACCUGCUGAAGGAGAGGCUCCAGGCGAUCACGGACAAGAGAAGAAUCCAGGAGAACAUCGCCAUGAAAAGGAGACAGAUUGAAGAGGAGAAGUUAAAACUCCAGUACAUAAAGAAGAAAGCCCUGAGGGAGCAGUGGCUGAUGGAUGGUCUGAGUCAGCAGUCGGAGGAGGAACAGGAGGCCAUGAGGCUUCAGGCUCAGGAUGAACAGCAGCAGAGUGAUCAGCUGCAGAGCAACAUCUUCAGAAUAGAGAAGGAGAUUGAGGCCUUGGAAACACAGGAGCUCAACAUCUCUGCCAAUGAAGAAGUAGUUCUGAAGCGGUUAAAAGAGGUGGAGAGGACGGCGGAGGACAUUAUCAAGAAAGCUACCUUGGUGGAUGGAGAGGCAAAUGGAAAAGAACUGAGCGAAGGUUGCAGCACAACUGAGAAUCACAACUUGUUCUUUAUCACCAUGGAAACCACUGAACAAUCAGAGCUGCGGAUGGACUGUGAAGUGGAGGUUGCUGUGUCUGAUUCACCUGAGCAGGGAAAAGAUUUCAGUGCAGAUGAUGAGCAAGUUUGUAUAGAGACAGACACAUCAGAUUCCCCAAGAGAAAACAUGACACUUGACAAAUUAUUAACUGACCUGCCAACUGACAAAAUUGAGAUUGACAAACCCAACUGCUCUACAACCAGUGUUUGCCCUGAAAUGCCUUGUCAGGAUCAAAAGGAGGCAUUGAUAUUGGAACCAGGACAUGAAGACCUCAAUAGGAAUGAGUCGAUCACCUCAUCGGUGUCCGACACACUAUCCAGUGCUGAUAGUGUUUGUGAGAAUGAGGCGCAUCGUAAGAGGCAGGACACGCCAGAACAACUUCCUGAGCAAGAACAAGUCCCUGAGCCAGAGCAGUAUCCUGAGCCAGAGCAGUAUCCUGAGCCAGAGCCAGAGCCAGAGCCUGAAUCAGAGAAGUACCCAGAGCCAGAACAAGAUCCUGAACCAGAUCAAUACCCUGAGCCAGAUCAAUACCCUGAGCCAGAGGAAGAACUUGAGCUGGAGGACUACCCAGAGCCAGAACAAUACCCUGAACCAGAACAAUACCCUGAACCAGAACACUACCCUGAACCAGACCAGUACUCUGAGCCAGAGCAAAAUCCUGAGCUAGAGUUAUACACUGAGGCAGAGGCAGAGCCUGAGGAUAAUGAGCUGAAUCCUGAAUAUGAUGGCUAUCAAAAUCUGGCAAGAGACACAGAGGAAGACCCAGAGGCCCAUGACAUCCUAUUUGAACCACCCAUUACAAAUGAGUCGAUAUUAGAGCAGCGCAUUAGAGAAGAGGCAAUGUCAGAUGUGUCCAAUGAGUCCUGCCAUGACCUUGACCCUGACGAAAUGGAUGAAUGUCUGAGAGUUGAAAUUGCAGCCGCUUCCUCAGACAGUGAGACAGACGAAAAAUGGCGAACAAUAUUCUCGUCUUCUAUAAAUAAAGAAGAUGAUGACUCAUAUUUGGACAGUCUUCAGCUGAGUGCCCAGGAGCUCUUUGUGCAAAAAGUUGAGACAGACUUUGAAGAGGUCCACUUUGAGAUUCCACAAGCGGAAGAAGUUCUGGAACAGCCCGAAGAUACAAUUUCCUCUCCCACCCCUCCACAGGAGGUUAAAUAUAACCCUUUAGGUCUUCAAGCUUUGUCAAAAAUCUCUGAAGAUGAGGGUGAAAAUGGCAGAGAUACAAAUCAUAACCACACCAACCACCAAGAGCACAUUAAUGCAGAUCCAAACAAGAAGAUACCUAAAGAUUUCUGUGUGAUACAAGAAACCAAGAGCGAGAAUGUUAGCACGGAGCAUGUGGACUUCCAGCUGGCUCGUAAACAGUGGAAGGAAAUGGAGGAGCAAACCAUGAACAAGAUUGUCUUACCUACAACCAAGCAUCCCAGCUUCCAUGGCAGCCACAGUUUCAUGUACACACCAGUUCGGAACAUUGAAAGAACCCAGAAGAAAGCACAUGAACUGGAAAACUUAAAUCUGGUUGGGGAUUAUCCUCACACCCAAUUCAGCCCUUGCUCAGAGGAUUCUGGCCUGGAUGACUCCAGUUACAGGUCCCCUUACGAUGACCCGGAAACACCAGUUGAAAGGGAGAUUCGCAUAUCAAUGGAAAGGGAAGAAAACUUUAGGAGAGAGAGGGGUCUCUCCAGGAUGGGCAUAUCAACUGAUUGCGCUCCAUCACGAAGUAUCCCCAGAUCCAUAAGUACACCCCUCACACCAUCAUUUAUCAUCACCUCCUCACCUACUAAGGAACCACUGAAACAUGAAGUGUCAGCGAACAACGUUAUCAUUCUCGACCCUAGCAAUGAUUUCAACUCCAGCCCCAGGCAUGGCGACGAGAACGUGGCAGCACAUGGCAGCGAGUGGCACUCUGAAGACAACAGUUCCAACGUCAUUAUUCUAGAGACAUCCAAUCUGAUUAUUCGCAGUGCCUCAGACUUCUCUCUCAACAAAGCUUGUGAGCAGCCCCAGGAAAAAAUGUUCCUGAGCAACCCCUUUUUCAAGCUGCGUUCAAGAAGCACAAUAUCACUGGUGGAUGAAGAAAUUAGGAUGGUUAAGCAGAGGGAGGAAGAACUGAGAAAAGAGAGGGCAAAUCUGUAUGGCAAAGACAGGUUCAAUACGGAAAGGAUGCUGUCAAAUCACAUGGACACUUUGGCAUUUGACAAUUCAGUUGAUGUACCAGUGAAGUGCAAGUCAUCUCCAUCAUCUCCAAUGAAAACAGCCUACAGGAUGGAUCGCUCAGCUUUAUCCUGUGAUCACAGAUUUCCAGACGUCUACACAGGAGGAAGACGCAAGAGUGCCAUGGCUCUGCGCUGGGAGGCUGGCGAGUUUACAAAAAACGACUGAAGACAAGUUUACCAUACAUGGGCAUUGGUUGUCACUGUUAUACUCAUUCAAGUUAGAUGCAGCAUUGCAAUGUUUGUUUCAUGUUGUGACAUAACCUAAACUCUGCUUUUGUGACACUUUGGGCAAAACUAGCAAGAUACUGAGAAUGUUUGUGGCCACAUUACUCUGGACGAAGUCUGUAGAGAACUAGAAUACAGUAUCAUACUGUACUGUGGACAUAUAACACUUGAUACUGGCCAGAGGGUGUGCAUUAUUUUCAGAAACCCACACAACUCUGACAUGUCCUUACCAUUUCUAAAUCAACAUUCAUAGCUGGAAGGCUGCUGGUUUCAGCUCUUAUAAAGCUACAGCUUCUAAUAUUUGUUGGAGUAGUAACGUAAUGUGUAUUACAAGACUGACAAAGAUGGUGCCAAGACACACUUUCCAUUUAAACCAAAUUACAGAUGAACAAUACUAGUAUUUUGAAUUAUGGCAAGUGGCGAUGGUAUAAAUGGGAUAAUCCUUUUUGAUCAGUGCAGGUAUCGAAAAUAACGCACUCCACAGGCAAAUCCAGGUUAUCAGUUUAUAUGUCAUGCAAUAAUUUAAAAUAACUGCAUUUCUCCUUAUGGAUUAUCUUCUGGCUUUAGAAGAACAAUUUAAAACCAGUGGUUUUGGUCAAACCCAAAACCACUGGAAGCACUGAACCUCAAAAAAGUGGGAAAUUCUUAGAUUCUCAAUAUUAUUCUCCAAAUAAUGAUUUGGCCUUAAUUUUAAUUUAAUUAUUUUUAAAGGAUAGCAGUAAAGGAUAAGACUAUCUUAAUAUCUUAAUACAGUAUUCAUAUGCCAUGUGUACAUUGAUGGUUCAGUUCAGCUGAAACUAACAUGGGUCUUCCAUAUUGUGAGUUAGACAAAUCAAGUGGCAGAUGUAUUGUUGAUAUAAUAUUGACUGUAAGUCUGUUUCGCCUAUGAAGAGUCCUCUUUGUAGUGCUGCCCUCUAGGUUGCAGAUAGGUCUUUAUUUAUUGUAAGUUAUUGUUGUUGGUUGUGGUGUGAUGACUUGUUGCAGUUAGAGCGAAGCUGUUGAGAUAACAGCUGUAUUCGUUCAUUGUUCUGUUUGUUUCUUGGUAACUUAGGGGCAGCUUUAACUGAAACUGAACCAGUGACAUCAAUGUUGCAGGCUGAAAGAUGCUAAAAUGCCAAUACAGUGAUCAUUCUCGGUUAGUUUACCACUACAAGUGACACCUUUGAUAUUACUCAUACUCAUUUGAUCCAUUGUAAAGGUAAAAAUGAUUUAAUAAUAAUGAUGAUGAUGAUUUGUGCAGGGAAAUCUCAAACUGAUGGAGACACAACAAGGACAACAAUCUUUCUGCUACUAUAAGCUUUAGGAGUCUCCAUGUGCUGUGCCACAGUAAAGAAACAGAGCAGCCUCAUGUUUGCUUCAGCUGAACAUUUGAAUUUUACACAGGACAGUGUUUUUGUAUAUAUCAUACUUUACAGUGUAGCUGCACUCUGCUGCAGAAUAUUUUUGUCAUCUUGUUAUUACUGUAUAUUCUGUUUGUUCUCUGUACCAUGGUAUCAGCAAACAAUGACUCUUGUGUAACAUAUGACGUGAUCACUGUAUUAAGAUAGACUAAAACAAUCUUAUAAAAAUGUAUCCUUUAUAUCAAAGAUAAUAAUGUGCUGACAGGAAAUUCCAAGUAUUUGCAGACAGUUCUUUUUGCUGAGAUGCCUGAACAGUAGACAUGUAUUGUUAAGUCCAUUCUUUGCUAAACUUCUCUUGACAUUACAAAUCUAAAUCAGAUUUGAAAGCAUAUUUUGAUGUUAUUGUACGUCUUGAUAAAGCAAAAGGUACAUUGCUCAGUGUAUAUUAAUUGUAUUUUCAUACUAUGCUUUUUUGCUGCAAAUAAUAUUUCAGGGUGAGCUGGAUGGGCAUAAAUCAGCACAGUAUACAAAAUAUAUUAUACCUAUGCCUUUCACUUAAGAAAUGUAGUUUACUCAGACAACUCACAUAGUGAAUGUCAAAAUUUUAGUGAGAAUGCGUAUGUGAGAAGGGUUGUGGGUUUAAAUCGGCCGGCUGGCUGAGGCCUUUCUUUUGUUUAAUUUGCAUGUCGUAUCUGUGCCUGUGUGGGUUUACCCUGGGUACAAUCAUCAGUGGGUACAGCUGAUGGAUAGAUUUUAGUUUUCUGUUUUGUUACUUCCUAACGGAUACUUGGGGACAUCAAACCAUUUGAGUUGUCUGCCUGAACUGGUUCCACAUUAUUCUGUAUGACCUACAGUAAGACAAUCCAGUAAGAACAGGUAUUGUGCUCAGCUACAGGACCAAUGACACAAAAAUGUCCACUGUCUUCACAUGCUUGCUUUGGAAAUUCCAAAAAAUGAAAAAGAUUUCCACAAAAAAAGGUAUUUUAUUCAAGCACUAUAUAUAUAUAAUAUUAGAUAGGACAUUAACUUCUUAAUCAAACAGGGCAUUUGUAUUUAUUUAGUACUUUUGUGGUUUCCUUUAUUGUGAAUUUACUGACCAUAUACAAAACAUUUCCAAAAAGGAUUUUCAGAAAUAAUAAUAUAAUAAAUAAUAAAUAAAUAUAAGAUUUUAAUAACCAAAUGUUUCUCAUAUUUACAAAGCAGU